AUGACCGCCUACUGCGGCUCAGGAGCAGACCCAGAGGUAACCGCCGGCUGUGGUUCAGGAACAGGUUCAGAAACAGGAACAGGCUCGGACAGGGCCGCCCACUGCGGCUCUGGCACUAGGAAAAUAACUGUUUAUUUAUUCUUUUCAGAGAGUGACUCACAGCUCUCAGUAUGUGGUAAACCAUCACUUAACACCAGGAUAGUUGGAGGAGAGGCAGCUCCUCCAGGCAGCUGGCCCUGGCAGGUCAGUCUGCACACAUCUACUCACUUCUGUGGAGGAUCUCUGAUCAACAACCAGUGGGUGCUGACUGCUGCUCAUUGCGUCUUAGGGUCACCAACUGGUAUAACAGCAUAUCUGGGUCGACAGAGUCAGGAGGGAUCCAACUCACAUGAAGUCAGCCGAACAGUGUCAUUGAUCACUAUUCACCCUGAGUACAAUUAUGGAACUUCAUGGAACAAUGACAUUGCACUACUAAAACUCUCUGAACCAGUAAAUUUCACCAGUUACAUCUCACCAGUCUGCCUAGCUGCCCUGAACAGCACCUUCUACAGCGGGGUUGAAUCCUGGAUCACAGGCUGGGGAAACAUCGGAAGUGGAGGUGUGUAG
This is a messenger RNA of Cyprinodon variegatus (sheepshead minnow), 606 nucleotides long. Its product is annotated as serine protease 27-like. Gene Ontology annotation, molecular function: serine-type endopeptidase activity. NCBI's taxonomy places the organism in Eukaryota, Metazoa, Chordata, Actinopteri, Cyprinodontiformes, Cyprinodontidae. The record is from RefSeq and is a predicted model, not a curated record. Bases 1 to 606 code for a protein of 201 amino acids. The transcript is spliced from 4 exons. Gene Ontology annotation, biological process: proteolysis.